GAUGGUCAUUCAUAGUUGAAACUCGCUGAUAGAAGGUGUUCGAACUCGAAACCAUUUCCUGAGAACAAUUGAGCAAGCAAAAAAAAAUAAAAGUACUAUCCGUCAAAAGCAGUGUAAUUGGAUGUCCAAAAAUACAAUUUGAAGUUUCUCAUAGGUAUUCACGGACAUUCUCAUAGGAGAGGUGUCCGUUACUUGAACAGAGGUAUGUGCAAUUAAAAUUCAAGAGGAAACGUCUGAUGCUACAUUUGCAGAAAAUUUAAACCAUCAUGGAAAAAUCAACUCGACCUGUUAGAAACCGAAAAAGAAGUAGGAAAGCUUGGCCACCUGGUGAUAUUCACCGACCAGUCAAGAGGCUGUUUACCCCGGAAAUCAAGCGUAUGCUGAAGGACUGGCUUGUCCGAAGACGCGAGAAUCCCUAUCCAAACCGAGAGGAGAAAAAACAGCUCGCAUGCGAGACCGGAUUGACGUAUACACAAAUUUGCAACUGGUUCGCUAACUGGCGUAGAAAGCUCAAAAACUCAGGCCAUGAUCCAGCGAAGAAAACAUGGGGAAUCCUGAUCAAGAACUAUAACACCAAUGCAAAGGGCAACGUGGAGCAAUUCAGCAUAUGCUCUGGUGAUAGCAUCUGGGGCGAGAAUGAUAAUGACUCCCAGAGAUCAGGAUCUACCCCGCCGGGAUACCUGAAGCAGCGAUUUGCAACGUACGGCAACAACAAUACGAAUGGGUCCGUGAGCUAUAUGAAAUUCGUAGAACAUAGUAGCAGCGAGACGUCGGAAGACGAAACACCGGGAAACUACUCGGAGAAUGAUUUCUUCGAUCACUGUUAUACACCAAGGACGACUGCUCACCCAAUGCUCGGAAUACCCGGUCAGGCGCAAUGCUUUCAGAUCACUUCUACUACCGAAGAAGGCUUACCAGAUUUCAACAUGAACACAAGUUCGGUUAUAGCAGCCAGUUUCCCGAAUGCCUUCCAGGGGGAAAAUGGUACAUUCUAUCUAACCCCCAGUACAACUGUUUCGCCGGCCUUCAUCCAGAAAAGCACUAACAAGUACAAAAACAGCAUAAUGGAAAAGUAUCUCCGAGAUCUGAGCGAAGUAAAACCUGAACCGAACAAUGAACAUUUGUCGUGUUCAAGUCCGUUCCAGCAGCUAGCAACCCACACACAGGUCGCUGCACCCUGCAGUCAAGUUGGAUGUGAAAUCCGUGGACCACCAUCCCUCUCGAAAUGGCUUGAAAGCACUGCCAAAUUUACCCCGUCGAAAAACAAUUACAUUGAUUGGGAUCAAUCGUGCAAACCGUCCUCGUCGAAGAAACGAUUUGAUCCUACCAAUAACCAGUCGCCACAUCCAAACCAACACCCGACACCGAAUUCGCUCGAGUUGGGUAUGCACCAGAAGGAUGAAAUAGAUGCAGCGGAAGCCUUGACGCGAUUAGCCAACAACUUUCGAUUGAAAUUUUAUACUUGAUGCAAUGCAACAUGUUGACAGUCCCAACAAGCACUAGCAUUCCCGGGUGUACAGACGCUACAAAAUAGAUUUUUUAUUUAUCGAUAGAAAACUGUGUGACUGAAAUCGUGGAAUAGAUAAUAAUUUAUUAGCAGAAAAAAAAAUUAGCACCAAUUUACUGUAGCAUUCAGUUAUAGAGCCAACUUUAGAUGUACAAUAACAUAGAAAUGCUUCAUGGAACAUAUAAACCAAUGUUAGAUGCCACUCUGGUAUUCAUUUCUACAGAGUUAAUUAUUUAUUCGAACCUAAUUUUCUCCCGAUACACAAUUACGCGACAAUCAGCCAUCUUGACUUUUUUUUUGGACAACCCUAUUCGUUGUAACAAGUAGUGUUGAUGUUCGUUGGUUUUAAUUUGUUUCGUAUAUAGUAAUGCAUCGAAAUCCGGACGCUUAAGCGCUUACGAAUAUAACUUCAACUACAAAAAAAUAUUGACAUAUCAUAGCACUAAAAAUUAGCGUUCCUAUGGAAUUAUAAGGCCUUCACCUAUGUUAUGAAUCACAGAACUCCACAAAAUCAUGUUAUUUGAAAUUUCUUUCAUCGUGUCGUGAUUUUAUAUCCGGACACUUUUUUAAUCAUGCUUUGAAAUCCGUACACUUUUGCUUUUAAAUCCAGACACCUGUUUUCUUGCAAUUCUUUGAGAGAAAUUAUUUAUUAAUUAUUGUAGAACUUAUUAACGGGUGCGUCAUAAGUAGCGGGGCUAAGUGGAAACGGGUUUGGUACAAAAGUUUUUCAUUAAUUCAAUUAUUUCUUGUAUUUUCACAAGAUUACUACUACAAGAUGGCGCCAUUUAUAUAUAUUUUCAAAAUCUUAUCAAUAUGGGUAUCAAAUGAAGGGACUUGAUUAGUAAAAUACAGAAAUUUAUGAAAAAUGUAAAUCCAAAAUGGCGGCCGCUACAAAAUGGCGGAUUACAUAUUCUCUCAGAACCCCAUCAAUAUGGGUAUCAAUCGAAAGAGAUUGACUAGUAGAACACGGUUAUUCAUGAAAAAUGGAAAUCCAAAAUUUUGAUGAAAUUGAUGAAUGGUUUUAUUGUAGAGAAAUAUACUAAUGAUUCAAAUAAUGUACUAAAAACUUAAAAAUAAUUAAAAACACUUUUCAAGUUCAACGGUUUCAUUAUGAUUCAACAUAAUAACAAUACAGAUGAUGUACUAAAAGCUAGAAAAUAAUUAGGCAAGUAGCAGUUAGUAAUUAUCACACCCCUUCUUCAUUAAUCUAGGGCAUUGAUGAGACUAAAAUAAAAUCGUGGGGCAUGUAACGAAACAACUAACGAUAGGUAAUGGAAAUCUGACGUGGCCCAUUUUGGAUUUG
This is a messenger RNA of Toxorhynchites rutilus septentrionalis, 2810 nucleotides long. RefSeq lists its product as uncharacterized. The transcript is spliced from 5 exons. The record is from RefSeq and is a predicted model, not a curated record. Gene Ontology annotation, molecular function: DNA-binding transcription factor activity, RNA polymerase II-specific; RNA polymerase II cis-regulatory region sequence-specific DNA binding. Lineage: Eukaryota; Metazoa; Arthropoda; Insecta; Diptera; Culicidae. Bases 267 to 1466 code for a protein of 399 amino acids. Gene Ontology annotation, cellular component: nucleus. Gene Ontology annotation, biological process: muscle organ development; regulation of transcription by RNA polymerase II; cell development.